UCCACGUUCGCUCUCUAUUCCUCCAGCAGCUUUCGGUUUCACACCCUGCAUCCCGACAGCCAAACACACAACCCCUUCAACACAACCCCAGCACAACCCAUACCCACAGCAGCACAAGCUCGUCUCAUUCCAGACCGUUCUAAAUAUGACGCAACACACAAUCUUGCUUCUGCAGACGCACGCGAAUAGGAAGGAUACGAGGCAAUGGGAAGAUCACGAUACAGUCAGCCUCGCCGUCGAAUCGGUCAUCAGUAAAUUCGAGCAGCGUCUGAAGCAGUCAAACCCGACCGUUCGCAACAUCCAAUAUGAUAUCAACGAUCUACAGAAGUAUAUUGACUCCCUGGGCGAUGUGGCCUGCCUAGUGCUCGACCCAACGGCGCGCGCGUACAUUCCGCAUGACCGGGAUUGGUUCAAAGCAAGGGUGUUCAACCACCUCAAAAGGCAAGCGUCCGCAGCCCGAUAAACACCGGAGGCCACCCAAAUAACAGGUUAUGAAUGGAGGAUACUUCGGCACCCCUUCUUGCUGCGCAGAACGAACGGGAGAGAGAAAGCGGCGUACAAUUUACGCAAGGGGUUCUUAUACAUACCCCAUGUUGUCCCUUCCUUAUUGAGUGCGGUCUGGGGAUGUGGUGUGCUACGGUGGGGCAUCAUAAGGCCCGCCACGCAACCCCACGGAAACCGCGCAGAUGCGCUUAGUGAACCAUCAAGGCUCUCUAUUGAACAUUAGUUCAUAUGUCUUGAGAGAAGGUCUUCGGAUUGGCGUAAGAGGGUUUGAAGCCAAUAAUGAAAACGUUUCUUUGACCUCGAA
Fimicolochytrium jonesii is the source of this 808-nucleotide messenger RNA. Its product is annotated as rudimentary enhancer. The transcript is spliced from 9 exons. The record is from RefSeq and is a predicted model, not a curated record. Bases 146 to 463 code for a protein of 105 amino acids. NCBI's taxonomy places the organism in Eukaryota, Fungi, Chytridiomycota, Chytridiomycetes, Spizellomycetales, Powellomycetaceae.